GGAGCUCAGUGAGAAGCUGUGCAGGAAAUAGGCGGAGCCAACCAAAGCUGAUGACACAGGCUUCCCGGGCUCUCUGUAGUGGGCAGCUGUGUCGGGAGGGCGUACGUUAGCAGUAGCACUGGGUCAGGAAUCAGCAGGUCAGGGGGCUGCACAGCCACGAGGAUUACGGUUUCCCCUGCUCCGCUACACCUGCGCCUCCCUGACCGUUCUGCGGAAGCUGUGAGUGGGCGUUGGAGCGGUAUCGGUGUCUAUAGGAAGUACCUCACACCAGCGCUGUGGCCCCGGUGCCCGGCCUCUGUCAUGGAGAGGAGAGUUCAGUUGGCUGAAGCGGAGUGUGAUCAUGGAAGCACACUAUGAAUAAUGUUUAAAUCUCUUCUACGGUGAGAUCAGUUAAAGUGAGAUUUAGGUCUGAGAUGUAGCAGGAUUACCUUAUUGGAGAAAGCUGAUGAGAGUAAAACCCUUGGGGGUAUAUGGAAUAGGUUGCAACUUCUGUAAUACUGGGGUUUUUGGACAGUGGAAACGGCUACAAGGCAAACAUCCCAGAUGCAUAGGAGGAAGAGAUACUGGUCCCCUGAGGAGCAGCAGAGAUGGAAAGUCAGGAAACCAUCUCCAAGCUUGGAACGUGAUCGGCGACAUAGGCUUAAUUGGAAAACACCACGCAGGUCGCGAUCCAGAAGCCGUGACAGGGAGGCUUACUGGGGGAGGUCUCGCAGACCACGGUCCAGAGAUGUCCGUCUUUCUGUCAGCACUUCCUCUCAAAGUGAGAACUACUCUAUGCGUUCAUCUGCUCUGGAGAAGGCUAGAACCAGAAACCAUCAUCAUCAGGUCUCUCGAAAACGCCGUUCCAGGUCUGGUAGCUACACAUCCUCGAAAAGCCAGCGUAGUGCUAAGGACAGCCAACGAAGUGCUAAGGACAGCCAGCAGAACGUGGAAGAUGACAAGCAAGGGCACCUGGUGUGCUGGACCGGAGAUCGCAUCCUGGACAGAUAUGAAAUUGUGGGAAGUCUAGGAGAGGGAACAUUUGGCAAAGUGAUGGAGUGUGUGGACCAUGGCAGGGGCCGCAUCAGAGUUGCUUUGAAGAUAAUCCGAAAUGUGCAAAAGUACAGAGAGGCGGCCCAGCUCGAGAUCAAUGUCCUAAAGAAGAUUCGGGAGCGAGACCAGGAAAAUAAAUACAUGUGUGUACUGAUGCAGGAUUGGUUUGAGUUCCAUGGACAUGUAUGCAUUGCAUUUGAGCUGCUUGGGAAAAGCACAUUUGAUUUCCAAAAGGAGAACAAUUUCCUGCCCUAUCCACUUCGUCAGAUUCGGCAUAUGGCCUACCAGUUGUGUCAUGCAAUAAAGUUUCUCCAUGACAACAAACUGACACACACAGACUUAAAGCCGGAGAAUAUACUUUUUGUGAAUUCAGAGUUUAUCACUACCUACAACGAGGGGCAGAAGUGUGAAGAGAAAUUUGUAAAGAACUCCAGUAUCCGUCUUGUUGACUUUGGCAGUGCCACAUUUGACCAUGAAUAUCAUACAACCAUUGUGGCGACACGGCACUAUCGCCCCCCAGAGGUUAUUUUAGAGCUGGGCUGGUCUCAGCCGUGUGAUGUCUGGAGUCUGGGAUGCAUCUUAUUCGAGUACUACACUGGCUUCACUCUCUUUCAGACUCAUGAUAAUCGGGAACACUUGGUAAUGAUGGAGAGAAAUCUUGGACCAUUACCACGACGCAUGGUGUAUAAAACAAAGAAGCAGAAAUACUUUCACAAUGGAUCCUUGAUCUGGGAUGACACCACCUCAGAGGGUCGAUAUGUCAGCAAGAACUGCCAUCCUUUAUUGUCCUACAAGACAGGAAAUUCUCCUGAGCAUCGUGACCUGUUUGAUCUUCUGCGGAAGAUGCUGGAGUUCAGCCCCACACUGAGGAUCACACUGACUGAUGCCCUCAAGCAUCCUUUCUUCAAUAACCUGAGUCCUGAAGAAAAGAAUAUUGGAAGCAGGACAUCUAGAGACCUUAGCAGAUAAAGGCCCAGUGUGCACUGACCAGUGAUAUUUAAGCAUUAUACUAUAUUAGGCCUACAAGGUUACUGGUCUGUGCCUGUUCCACAAACAGAUUGUUACAGAACACUCACGCCGCUCAUCUGGAUAUGCAGUAUUGCAUAUCUUGUUUGUAAAAGUUGUCAACAUUUUGGUUCUUGUCACUAUUAGAGAAUUUCCAUUGUAUUCACUACCUUAUUUGGUUAAAUUCCAAUACGAUUGCUACAUAGUGAAACACAAGCCAUCAAAAGUUCCAAGCUGCUGAAGCAUUUUUCCAGUUGUCUUGCAUAAUAGAGGUGAUGAUCUCUGUAGUGUAUGUAUAUAUGUAAACUCAGGGACAAAUGGGGGGAAAUCCUUCUUCAGUACUCUCCACGACUGUGACAGUGACCUAACGUGUAACUGGAGUGGCCUCCUUUUACCUUUGUAUAAAUGGCUCACUGUAUGUGUGGCUGGUGUUGGCGGUAUCUUAAUAUUUUUGUAAUUGAGUUGCCUGAUUAAUAAACUUGGAAGGGAUACCCCCUCUUUUUUUAAAAUUU
Molecule: messenger RNA, 2549 nt
Organism: Pseudophryne corroboree (corroboree frog)
Lineage: Eukaryota; Metazoa; Chordata; Amphibia; Anura; Myobatrachidae
Gene: CLK3
Product: CDC like kinase 3
Exons: 15
Coding region: 544-2001 (485 amino acids)
Biological process (GO): regulation of RNA splicing; peptidyl-tyrosine phosphorylation
Cellular component (GO): nucleus
Molecular function (GO): ATP binding; protein serine/threonine kinase activity; protein tyrosine kinase activity
Source: RefSeq, a predicted model, not a curated record